AUGGAAAGAGACAGUCUGAUCCAGAAGGCCAAGCUGGCAGAGCAGGCCAAGCACUAUGAGGACGUGGCAGCCUUCAUGAGGGGCGCAGCGGAAAAGAGUGAGGGCCUCUCCUGUGAAGAGCGAAACCUGCUCUCUAUGGCCUACAAGAAUGUGGUGGGCAGCCAGAGGGCUGCUUGGAGAGUUCUGUACAGCACUGAACAGAAAAGCAAUGAGGAGGGCCCAGAGGGGAAGGGCCUUGAGGUCCGAGAGUACCGGGAGAAGAUGGAGACCGAGCUCCAGGGAGUGUGUGACACCGUGCUGGGCCUCCUGCACUCCUACCUCAUCAAGGAGGCUAGGGAGGCCGAGUGCCAUGUCUUCUACCUGAAAAUGAAGGACAACUACUACCACUACCUGGCUGAGGUGGCCACCAGUGACGACAAGAAGCGCAUCGUCGACUCUGCCCGGGCAGGCUACCAGGAGGCCAUGGACAUCAGCAAGAAGGAGAUGCCCCCCAGAAACCCCAUCCACCUGGGCCUAGCCCUGAACUUUGCUGUUUUCCGCUAUGAGAUCGCCAACAGCCCGGAGGAGGCCAUCUCGCUGGCCAAGACCACUGUUGACGAGGCCAUGGCUGACCUGCAUACACUCAGCGAGGACUCCUACAAAGACAGCACCCUCAUCAUGCAGCUGCUGAGAGACAACCUGUCACUGUGGACAUUUGACAACGCCGGGGAAGAGGGUGGUGAGGCUCCCGAGGAGCCCCAGAGAUGA
Octodon degus (degu) is the source of this 747-nucleotide messenger RNA. RefSeq names its product 14-3-3 protein sigma-like. The record is from RefSeq and is a predicted model, not a curated record. NCBI's taxonomy places the organism in Eukaryota, Metazoa, Chordata, Mammalia, Rodentia, Octodontidae. Gene Ontology annotation, molecular function: protein kinase binding. Gene Ontology annotation, cellular component: cytoplasm. The coding region runs from base 1 to 747 and encodes 248 amino acids. The transcript has a single exon. Gene Ontology annotation, biological process: signal transduction.